Messenger RNA from Cetraspora pellucida, 180 nucleotides. NCBI's taxonomy places the organism in Eukaryota, Fungi, Glomeromycota, Glomeromycetes, Diversisporales, Gigasporaceae. The record is from the annotation of a GenBank genome assembly.
CCGGAGGGAUUAACACGGACGGAUGUUCCUUCUGGAGUUGGAUGUGAUUUGAUUCAAAAAGAAACUACUACUACUAAAAUAAUACAGCUAGUAGCACUUUCUUUUUGGAGAAGAUCCACAGAAGAAGGUGGAUGGUUGAGGGCCGCUUUUGGAACAGUCAUAAUCUUCCUUAUUCCUUAG